CUUUUCUAUUAGUCAUAAUUAUAUGAUAAAUAUAUGGAUUAAUUGUUAAUUUAUUAUAAGUUCUAAGAGUAUUACUGAAUAUUAAUUACACUCGACCUUCAUAUAAGACUGGAAGAACUGAACUGAUAAAUGUGUAAUGAGUAUGUUCAUGUGUUGUAGAAGGGGAAUUAUAUACUUAACAAACCAAUAGAAAACAACAUGAAUGCUGUUUUUUUUUUUUGUUUUUUAUUUUCAUAUUUUAGUAACAAGAGUCUACAGUCUAAUAUAAAGUACUGAUAUAAAAGACAUAACCCAUGUCUGAAAGUAACAAUCAACGAUAACAAUAUAAAAAUAUAUCAUUUUAAUAAUACUCCUAGACUGAUAAGAAUUAUGUUAGCUGAAACCUGUAUAUUUUAAUAAGAUUUAACAUUUAAACGGCGUUAAUCGUGAUAAGGUACAACGAUAAGCAAUUGAAAUGAAAAGUCCAAUCACCCUAGCAGUAUCCAGUAACUCACCAAGAUUCAACUGUCACUUGGAUUGAAGAAAAAAAAAUUAUCUUCCAUCUGCUCGGGAUCAGUUCAAUGCCACUUGGUAGAAGAAGCCAUAAACCUGCAAUAAAAUGAUAAUUGACGAAAUUGGAGUCAAGGACAAUUCAUUCACUCCAACAAAUAGGUCUACAGUUGAUAUUCACUCUUUUGGAUACAAGAAAGAAUCUGAGAUGUUUAGAAAUGAAUAUAGAAAAAGCCGAAAAUUAUCUCGGUACAAUAAUGCACUCAAGAAUCUUAUUCCAUUUCGUCUGGGCAAAACUUCUGAUGAAGAAAUGCCAAUUGACAAAGCCGGAUUUUUUUCAACCAUAUCCUUUUCAUGGAUAACUAAAUAUUUGUGGGUGUCACAUCGUAAAGGAAUUACUCUAGAUGAUUUACCAAAGCCUUCGCCAUAUGAUACAGCUGAUCACAAUGCAAAGAGAUUAGAAGCUUUGUGGAAUGAUGAAGUUAUGAGAAAUGGUUUAACAGGAGCUUCAUUUUCUCGAGCUGCUUGGAAAUUUAUUCGUACUAGAAUAUUUAUGGCGUCGCUCAUGUUUGGUUUUUCUGCUAUCCUAGGUUUUCUUGGGCCUGCGAUAGUCAUGAGAAAGUUAUUAGAAUAUGUAGGCUCUCCAGAUGGCUCAAUAUACACUGGAAUAAUAUGGAUAAUUUUACUGAUGAUCUCAGAUUUAUUAAGAGUUACAUUUUUUAGUUGGGGCUGGAGUGUUUGUUAUAGAACUGGUUUGAGAAUGAAAUCAGCAUUUACUAGUGUAAUGUACAGAAAGCUUAUCAAAACGAGUAAUCUAAGUAAUCAAGAUUCCGGCAAAUUAAUUAAUAUGAUGUCUAAUGAUAGUCAAGCCGUAUAUGAUCUCUGCAUCUAUACACCAAUGAUAAUUGCUGGGCCUAUUAUAACAAUUUUAAUUAUUAUUUAUAUCCUACUUGUUUUGAGUCCUCUUGCUUUAUCAGGAUUUUUAUUUUUUUUCUGCUUUUAUCCCUUGCAGUAUUUUAUUUCUCAUCUUAAUGGCUACUUUAGAAAAAGAAGUAUUACAAUAUCUGAUCAAAGAGUUUCUGCAGUUACUGAAAUUUUCAAUUGUAUUAAAUUAAUUAAAAUGUACGCAUGGGAGGAUCCCUUUAGCUUGAAUCUCCUAGAACUACGUAAUAAAGAAAAAACUUGGCUUGCAAAUAUGUGCAUAACUCGAAGUUAUGGUUCGUCUUUGACAGUUACCAUUCCAAUGAUUGCUGCAAUAAUUAGUUUCUUGGUUCAUGUUGCUGGAGGGUAUAGUUUAACUGCUGCACAGGCUUUUCCAAUUUUAUUUAUUUACAUAAAUCACAUGAAGAUUUGUCUUUCAGUAAUCCGAGAUGGAUCAAAACAAAUUGUCGAGUCUAAUAUUGCUUUUGAAAGGAUAAAGGUAUUCCCAUUUGUACUAUUAUUAAAUUCGCAGACCCGCCAUAUGAUAUCAUUUUUCGAAGUGGCUAUAACAACGAUUGUUAAUACAAAAGUAUCUUUUGCUAGAAUAAAGAGUAUAAUGUGUAUGGAAGAAAACAAUAGCUUUAUUCAAAAACCAAUUGUUAAAAGUCAAGCGUUAUCUAUUAUGAAUGGAACGUUUGUUUGCGAUGUUGAUUCAUGUAAUCUAAAGUCUGCACAGAAGAAAAAAAAAAGAAAACUUAAUAAAGAUGAUUUGGAGAAAAAUGAAAUAGAGUCAUUGAUGCCGAAACGUAUUGAAAUUUUAAGUGACAUUAAUUUCGAAGUCGCUAAAUCAAAAUUAAUUGGUAUUUGUGGGCACGUCGGAAGUGGGAAAAGUAGUCUUCUGAGAGCUGCUUUGGGACAAAUACGAAUUACCAAUGGAAAAAUAUCGCGAGAUGGUAGCUGUGCGUACGUUAGUCAGCAAGCAUGGAUUCAAAAUGCCUCAUUAAAAGAUAAUAUUUUAUUUGGGCAUAAGUUUGAUUCUCAUCGCUAUUAUACAGCAAUAGAUGUAUGUUGUUUGCAAGAAGAUAUUGAUUUAUUGCCUGCUGCCGAUGAAACCGAAAUUGGCGAAAGAGGUGUUAAUUUGUCGGGUGGACAAAAACAGAGAGUUGCUCUUGCACGUGCUUAUUAUGCUAAUCAAGAUAUUUAUUUUCUCGAUGAUCCCUUGAGUGCAGUAGAUAUCAAUGUUGGGUGGUAUAUUUUUGAAAAUUUGAUCCAAAAAGCUUUAAAAGACAAAAGUAUCAUCUUCGUUACUCAUAAAAUUCCAUAUCUUAGUCGAUGUGAUCAAAUUUAUAUGAUGAGCAACGGAAGAAUUGUAGAACAAGGUGACCAUGUAUCAUUGCUGCAAGCUGGUAAAGAAUAUGCUUCAAUGGUUAAAAGUGAUAAAUCAAUGAUGACAAACUCAAUAUUUAGUAAUAGGGAUAAUUAUGACAGAUUAUCAAAAAUGUAUGAAAGUUCUAACGAUUUAGCUUUUAAAGAAGAUAGAACUAAUGACGAAAAUGAUGAAAAAAUAAAGAACGACGAAGAAACUAUCGACGGUAUGAUUAUUGAGCCAGAGUAUAUGGAGAAAGGAUCAAUAAAAGGACACACAUAUCUUCUUUACAUUGGUGCUAUGGGUGGUUUUUUCGUCGCUUCUAUUGUGCUAGUCAAUGUUCUUAUAAAUACGGGUUGUCUUUUAUUCAGCAGUUGGUGGCUAGCCACUUGGAUAAAAGCUGGUAGUGGAGGCCGGACAAUCAAUGUCGGAAAUGAAACUGUUGUAUCGAAUAAUAUUAUUGACAAUCCUGAUAUAGGGUAUUACCAGAUUGUUUACGCAUCUUGUAUCCUAUUUAUUUUAGGAUCGAGUCUUCUUCGCGGAUAUGUCUUGACUCGCGUCGCUCUAAUAGCAUCUACCACAUUACACAAUCAAUUAUUCAAAAAAAUAAUGAGUACAACAAUACAAUUUUUUGAAUCGACGCCAAAAGGACGACUGCAAAAUUUAUUUAGUCGGGAUAUUAGUGAAUUGGAUGGCCAAUUGCCAGUAAAUAUAGAAAAUUCUUUGAAUAGUAUUUGCCAUGGUGUAUUAAAUGUACUGAUGGUUUGUGUCAUACUUCCUUAUUUGACCAUACCAUUUAUAUUACUGAGUAUUUUGUUUUAUUUCGUCGCCAGAUUAUUUAGAAAAACUUUAAGAGAUUUACAACGGCAUGAAAGUGCGUCAAAGUCACCGAUUUUUAGUUUUGCCACAGCCACUCUUCAAGGGCUUGAUACUAUCCAUGCGUUUAAAAAAGAAACGCAAUUUAUUGAAAAAUUUUAUGAAUACAUCGAUAUCAAUGGUACGUGUGAAUUCUUGUCAUCUGUAUUACUCCGAUGGGCCGCAAUUAGAUUCGACUUUUUAACUAUAAUUGCGUAUGUGUGUACUGGAUUUACGGUAGUUUUAUUAAGAGGUAGCAUACCACCUGCAAUGGCAGGUCUUGCGCUAUCUUUCUGUGGCCAAAUGACUGGUUUUUUGCAAUAUACUAUAAGAUUAUUAUCGCUAACUGAAUUGAAAUUUAUCAGCGUUGAGAGAAUGGGUUUUUAUUUAAAAACUUUAAAAAGUGAAGAUGAAUUUACAAAGGAGCCUACGUCAAAAAAAUCCUAUGAUAACUGGCCACAAAAAGGUGCUAUUGAAUUUAAAAAUGUUGAGUUAAGGUAUAGAAAAAAUACUCCAAUCAUUUUAAAUGGUUUAACGUUUAAUGUAGUAGCUGGUGAAAAAUUGGGAAUAGUAGGUCGAACGGGCGCGGGAAAAAGUUCUUUAAUCACUGCGUUAUUCAGAUUAGUAGAAUUAUCAAAUGGUUCUAUAAAAGUUGAUGGAAGAGAUAUAACAACAAUAAGUUUAAAUCAACUGAGAAGUAAGCUAUCAAUAAUUCCCCAAGAUCCUAUUUUAUUUAAUGGAUCAGUAAGAUACAACUUGGAUCCGUGGAAAGUAAAAACUGAUGAAGAAAUUUGGUCUGCUCUUGAAAUAACAAAACUAAAAAAUAAAGUUUUAACAAUGCCUGGGCAAUUAAAUGCAUUUGUUGAUUCUGGUGGGUCUAAUAUGAGCAUGGGUGAACGACAAUUGCUCUGUUUAGCGCGUGUUCUUUUACGAAAAAAUAAAAUAAUUAUUUUAGAUGAAGCUACGGCAUCAGUAGACCCUCUAACCGAGUCUAUUGUCCAAACGACUAUACAAGAUCAGUUUUCUGACUGCACAAUGAUGAUAAUUGCCCAUAGAUUACAAAAUGUUUUAUCUUGUGAUAGAAUUCUUGUUAUAAACAGUGGUAAGAUUGUAGAGUUUGACACGCCUGGUAAUUUACUUGAUAAUCCGGAGUCUCAAUUUUCAAAAAUGAUGAAUGCUGCGGACAAAAAAAACAAUAACUAUUAAUUUUUAUAUAAAUGCGAUUCAAUCAUACAAUAAUCAAAAUGUAUUUUUAAUCAAAUAACAGUGUAUUAUAAAUAAAUAAUUGCAUAUAUGUUUUGUAUAUAAA
Messenger RNA from Cotesia congregata, 4940 nucleotides. The record is from the annotation of a GenBank genome assembly. Lineage: Eukaryota; Metazoa; Arthropoda; Insecta; Hymenoptera; Braconidae.